AUGUUAGUAUUCAUGGAGUUACUGUUAAUAGUAUUGCCUGAAGUGGUAUGCAAGGAUCCUGGCCUUCAAUGUGACUUUCAUCAGCCUCUUCCUAUUCGGCACACCUAUCAUCAGCUUGGAGACAUUAAUAUUGCUGGUAUUAUUUCCGCCUUCUUUGCAUCUUCUAGUCCCAUUAAUUUUAUUCAAGAUCCUUUUCAGGGAUUUCAUCAUGUAGUUUUAAUAGUUUUUCAGAAUUACCAGCAUAUUCUGGCUUUAGCCUUUACUAUAAAAGAGAUCAAUGAAAAUCCUCAUAUCCUACCCAACAUCACGCUGGGCUUCCACAUUUUUAACAGCAAUUUUAGUCCAACCUGGGCUUACUUCACCUCAAUGGUUCUGCCUUUCACUCAGGGAAAAUUCAUCCCUAACUACAAGUGUGGGGUCCCAAAUAUCUUGGCUGCAGUCAUUGGGGCACCUGACAUCUCUCUUCACAUAGCAACUGUGCUCUGCAUCUACAAAAUUCCUCAGUUGACCUAUGGCUCUGCCCCUGUCAUGGAUAAAGAGACUCAAGCAGUUUUCUUCCAACAAAUGUUUCCGAAUGAAUCCCACCAACGCAAGGGCCUCCUGCAGUUAUUGCUCUAUUUUAGUUGGCUCUGGAUUGGAAUUCUUGUAGUAAAGGAUGAGAAAGGAGAGAAAUUUCUCCAGGAGGUGCUCUUAACAUUUUCCGAGUAUGGCAUCUGCAUUGAAUUCAUAGAAGAGUUCCCAAAUGUAGCUUUUUACAGUGAUUUUACUGAUACCAUUGAUGAAGGAUUACAUAUAUACCAUGUUCUCAUGAACAGCACAACCAAUGUGAUAAUCUUAUAUGGUGAAAUUCAGUCCUUAUCAGUUCUGAGAACUUUCCUCCAGUUUUCAGAAGUGGAGGAUAUACCAAAGAAGAAUAAGAUCUGGCUUAUAACAGCUCAGAAAGAUUACACUUCAAUUGCCGUUCAUAAAUUUUGGGAUAUCCAUUUCCUACAUGGUGCUUUAUCCUUUGCAGUUCACACAAAAGAAGUCCAAAACUUCCAGGAAUUUCUUCAAAAUCUAAAUCCAAGCAACAAUCAGAAUGAUCAUUUUCGGAAAGUUUUCUGGGAACAGGCAUUCAGUUGUUUCUUCUCAAACUCAAAAAUGGAGGAGUCUGACAAAAAAUGUACCGGACAGGAGAAGCUUGACACUCUUCCCACAUCUGUGUUUGAAACAUGCAUGAGUGGCCAGAGUUACAAUAUUUACAAUGCAGUUCAUUUUUUUCUGAGACGUGUCAGAUUCAAUAAUAGUGUUGGUGAAAAGAUCUCCUUUGAUAAAAAUGGAGAAUUCAUUGGUGGAUAUGAUAUUAUCAACUGGAUCACAUUCCCAAACCAGUCCUUUCUUAGAGUCAAAGUUGGAAUGAUAGAUCCUACAACUUCAGCAGACAAGUUCUUCAAUAUUUCUGUCGAUUCCAUUAUGUGGCCAGUAGGCUUUAAUCAGGCAUUACCUUUAUCUUUGUGUAAUGAUCCUUGUGAGACAGGCUACAGCAAGGCCAAGAAAGAAGGGGAGUCCUUUUGCUGCUAUGAUUGCCACCUAUGUCCAGAAGGGAAAAUAUCAAAGGAGAAGGAUAUACAUGACUGCUCUCCAUGUCCAGAAGAUCAAUAUCCAAAUCCUGACAAAAAUAUGUGCCUUCCAAAGCGGAUCACCUUUUUGUCCUAUGAAGAACCCUUGGGAAUCAGUCUGACUGUUCUUUCUCUUUGCUUUUCAUCGAUAACAACUUUGGUAAUCACAAUUUUUGCAAAAAACAAAGACACUCCUAUUGUCAAAGCCAACAACCGGAAUCUCACCUACAGUCUCUUAGUUUCCCUCCUUCUCUCUUUCCUUUGUGUCUUUCUAUUUAUUGGGAGACCUGAUAAGAUUGUGUGUCUCCUUCGACAACCAGCUUUUGGCCUCAUCUUUUCUGUGGCAGUUUCUUGUAUAUUGGCCAAAACCUUUGUUGUGGUUCUAGCAUUCAUGGCCACCAAACCUGGUUCCAAAUUGAGGAAAUGGGUGGGGGGAAGAAUGGUCAGUUUCAUUCUUCUAUCCUGCUCCCUUGUACAAGUAUGUUUUUGUGCUGUGUGGCUGAUAAUGUUCCCACCAUAUCCAGAUUUUGAUGCACAUUCCAUGUAUGAAGAAGUCAUCAUGGAAUGCAAUGAAAACUCAGUCAUGUUCUGCUGUGUUUUGGGCUUUAUGGGUUUUCUUGCUCUGCUUAGCUUCUCUGCUGCUUUUCUAGCUAGGAAGUUACCUGACAGUUUCAAUGAAGCCAAAUUCAUCACCUUCAGCAUGUUGGUCUUCUGCAGUGUUUGGCUGUGCUUUAUUCCAACCUAUCUAAGCACAAAGGGAAAAUAUACAUUAGCUGUGGAGAUGUUCUCCAUGAUCUCCUCUAGUGCUGGCUUAUUGGUGUGUAUCUUUUUCCCCAAGUGUUUUAUCAUAUUGAUCAGACCCGAACUGAACAAUAAACAACAGCUGAUGAAAAGAAAGUUUUAG
Crotalus tigris (Tiger rattlesnake) is the source of this 2502-nucleotide messenger RNA. RefSeq names its product vomeronasal type-2 receptor 26-like. Gene Ontology annotation, cellular component: membrane. The record is from RefSeq and is a predicted model, not a curated record. NCBI's taxonomy places the organism in Eukaryota, Metazoa, Chordata, Lepidosauria, Squamata, Viperidae. The transcript is spliced from 6 exons. Gene Ontology annotation, biological process: G protein-coupled receptor signaling pathway. Bases 1 to 2502 code for a protein of 833 amino acids. Gene Ontology annotation, molecular function: G protein-coupled receptor activity.